GGAGGAGAGGAGGAGGAGGAGAAGUCAGGAAGGAAAAAGAGGAAACAGAAAAAGAGAAGUGCGAGUGCGGAUGAGGAGCGGCCCAACACAUCCGCCCAGUCCACCCCCAGUCAGAAGAGGAAAGUCCAGAGGCUCAAAUACUGCUCUCCUUUCAGGAAGGGGAGAAAGCUGACAUCUGGACCUGGCCAAUCUACAAGAGCCAGCUCCCAGUCACCUGUGGGGAAAAAGAAGGCAUGCUCAACAGGGACAAGCUGGCCAAAGGGGAGAAGUGCAUUGUGGUCCAGGGUCGCUGGUUCACCCCAAGUGGCUUUGAGGAGUUUGGGGGGAAGAAGAGCCGUAAGAACUGGAAGUACAGUAUCCGCUGUAGAGACACCACUCUGGAAAAACUGAUCCAGGAAGGCCAUUUAACUUCACCAGACUUUAAAAGAAGAAAGAUUGCACAGGCCAAGAGAGCACUGUUUUCCUCCAACCAAUCAGCGGGCUCAAUUACAGGAUCUGAGGAGGAUGAUGAUGAGGAGGAAGAGGAGGAAGAAGAAGCUGAGCAGGAAAGAGAGGAAGGAGAGAGAGAAGAGCAGGCAAAUACUGCUGGAGGAGAGAGCAGUGCAGGAGUCAGCCAUGGUGUUGUGAAAAAGUGUGUCUUCAAAGUCACCUGUGGAGCCAUCAAUGGAAUGCUACAUAAGGAUCGGUUUGCAUCCGGGUCGUGUGGAAAGAGCAUCCGUACGGAGCUGUGCUGGAUGACCCCGAUGAAGUUUGUGACGGAAGGGUCAGCUCUGGAAGAUCCCUCCUGGAAGAAAGACAUCCAGUGUGACGGGAAACCACUCAGCGUCCUCAUCGAGAGUAAGCUCUUGCACAUCCACUCUCUCCUGUGUAAGUGCAAGCUGUGCAGCUCCACGGUCAAAGACCAGCACGAUCAAGAUAACGAUGACGACUGCUUCAUCUGUAGAAGCCAGGGCAGCUUGAUAUGCUGUGAUAAGUGUCCUCGCUCCUUCCAUCAGAGAUGUCAUCUUCCUAAUGUGGAUGACGCUAUGCUGGGGGAUAAUCGUACGUGGAUGUGUACAUUCUGUGUUCUGGGGGCCAGUCAGUUGUGGCGCUAUCCCAAACAAAUGACCUACCAGGAAGCCUUGACCUGCCGAAUCUCUGACCACCUACUGGAAUGCCAGUACCUCCUGCUGUGUCUGUACAAAGAGGACGAGGACAACAUCUUUGUGACAGAUCCUUGCAUCAAUGUGAGAAACUACACCAGUGUGAUAAAGACUCCGAUGUGGCUGGGCAGGGUUGUGGAGAAACUGCAGCAGAAUCUCUACAAAACAGUGCAACACUUUGUGUCUGACGUGAUGUUUAUCUUCACCAACUGUGCCACAUUUAACAGGGAUAAUGCAGAGUUCCGUGAAAUGGGCGAAAGAUUGAAGGAUCUAUUUGAGAGAGAGUUCAAGAGUACAUUCAGCAUUCAACUUCAGCAUCCAGCUGCAUCCAACAGCCAGUAGAGCCUUCAUCAUGUCUGUACUGUUAUCUCCCUAUGAGACAACAGGGAAUAUUCACCAUGCCCUGCCUGGUCCUUCUAUACAGCAGCAGCGUUGCGCAGACAUUUGGUAAACGUUGCAGACAUUUCUCUUCAGGUUGUUGUAAAGCCACAGCUUCGAGAAUGCGAAUACUACAAUAGUAGCUUAUGUUAGGUUUGUAGGAACAUUUCUUUAUAUCUAAUUGAAAGACGAAAACAGCCACAUAGGCAGCCUAUUUAGACAUGGUUGAGCGAGCCAAUAGCCAAUUAAGUGCUUAAUGUCGUUGAAUAUCACUGAAAAGUGAAGACUCCAGUCCUUUGACGAGGAAGACGAAUCAUCUCCGCUGCUUUCAGGCAAGGCGGGAGAAUGCGGUCCAAAUAGAAGACCAUGCAGGGUAUUCAACACAGCAUGGGCGGCUGGCAACUAAAACGACCAGCAAACCCAUUGUACUGUGUAAAUUGUUGGUACUGUAUAAUCAGACAGACGUGGCAUAUUUUUCAGUCUUGUCUCACAGGAACUUUGACUUUAGAACUACUAUUAGAUAAUAGGCAGAAUCUACCGCACACCCGGAGCUGAGUAGCUAGUGAAGGUGUUGGAGGCAAAAGGCAAAACUGGAGAAACAUUCAAAAGUCUUUGCCCACUUUAGAAAUACUAUUAUG
Oncorhynchus gorbuscha (pink salmon) is the source of this 2158-nucleotide messenger RNA. Its product is annotated as nuclear body protein SP140-like protein. Bases 234 to 1484 code for a protein of 416 amino acids. The record is from RefSeq and is a predicted model, not a curated record. Gene Ontology annotation, biological process: regulation of transcription by RNA polymerase II. Gene Ontology annotation, molecular function: DNA binding; DNA-binding transcription factor activity, RNA polymerase II-specific; protein binding. Gene Ontology annotation, cellular component: nucleus. Lineage: Eukaryota; Metazoa; Chordata; Actinopteri; Salmoniformes; Salmonidae. The transcript is spliced from 13 exons.